Messenger RNA from Solanum verrucosum, 2463 nucleotides. Its product is annotated as G-type lectin S-receptor-like serine/threonine-protein kinase CES101. The coding region runs from base 31 to 2463 and encodes 810 amino acids. Gene Ontology annotation, biological process: protein phosphorylation; recognition of pollen. NCBI's taxonomy places the organism in Eukaryota, Viridiplantae, Streptophyta, Magnoliopsida, Solanales, Solanaceae. The transcript has 8 exons. The record is from RefSeq and is a predicted model, not a curated record. Gene Ontology annotation, molecular function: protein serine/threonine kinase activity; ATP binding.
AAAAUUUCAUACUAGAACAAUAGUUCUUUAAUGGCAUGCCUAAAAAUCCUACUAUUUUUCCUCUUCAUGAACAUUUCUUUUGCCCAAAAAGACACAAUUUUUCAAGGCCAACACCUUAGAGUUGGAGAAAAAUUGGAAUCAGCAAACAAGGAAUUCAGACUUGAGUUUUUUAGCCUUGAUGCCAAUAAAACACAUUAUAUUGGCAUAUUCUACAAUUUACCUUCUAACAUGACCUUAUUCCCCGGUGAUGAUCGCCCCGUUUGGGUUGCAAAUCGCGAUAAUCCGAUACAAUAUGCAUCAGGUAACACUCUCACAUUGGAUGAUGGUGGAAAUUUGAAAAUUUUCUAUAGAGGGGAUAGUUUUAUUAUGUUAAGUUCUUAUAAUGUAACAUCAAGAAAUGCAAGUGCUACACUAUUUGACAAUGGGAAUUUUGUGUUGGUGGAAUUGAAUACUAAUGGUUCAGAGAAUAAAACAUUGUGGCAAAGUUUUGAUUAUCCUACUGAUACACUAUUACCUGGGAUGAAACUUGGGAGAAAUGUUAAAACAGGACAGAUAUGGUCACUGACUUCUUGGAUAAGCAAAGAUGUACCUGCCUCGGGGUCUUUUACGAUUGGUAUAGACACGAAUGACAUUGACCAAUUGAUAAUAUGGUGGAUGGAAAGUGUGUUUUGGAUGAGUGGACGCUGGGGAAAUGAGACGUUUGUCAAUGUACCGCGAGUAUCACACUAUGAGUAUGUUAACUUGAAUUUUGUUUCGACAGAGGAUGAGAAGUAUGUGACUUAUUCGGUCAGUGAGACUCGAACUUUGUCUAGAUAUGUAAUGGAUACAUUUGGUUUUAUUAAGGAAAGAGGAGCAGCAGGACCUUUUGGGGUGUGUUUUUACAAGCCUAGUGCUGGUUGUGUUGUGACAGAAGAAUCGAUUGGGUGCUCGAUCAGAAACGAUUCGUGGUUCAAGAGGAGUCCAAAUAGUGUCUCUGGUAAUAGAUUUAGGUUUGCAAACAACAACAUGAGUUUAUUUGAUUGCAAGAGACAGUGUGAGAAAAACUGUUCUUGUGCUGCUUUUGCCACUGUCACAGCUACUAGAACUGGUUGUGAUAUUUGGAGUAACGUAUCGAUUUUGAAUUCAGUUGAAUCAGAUGUUUUCAUUCUUGCUGAUGAAAGAGAUUUGGUGCCAAUAAGAAAUCGGAACAGCACAGAUGUACCAAGCACAGUCUCACUUCCUCCAGAUUUAGCACCAGAACCAUCUCCUAAUUCAACGUCAGGAUCGUCUAAAGGAACUUCAAGAAAAUGGUGGGUAUGGCUUAUAGCUGCAAGCGGUUUGACACCAUUCGUAGGAUUUUUCGCCCUAUGCUACUUUCUACACGGAAAAGGGAAAGCAAAAGCAACAGCUUUGCUAUUGCUUAAUCAAACAGCAAAUAUAUCUAAAAAGAGAAAAAUAGACAAGAAAAUGAGCCAUGAAGUGCAGUUAUACAGCCUCGAGAGCCUAGCAAUCGCCACAGACAAUUUUUCACCAGGAAAUAAGCUCGGGGAAGGUGGAUUCGGACCAGUAUACAAGGGAGAAAUGCCUGAUGGGCAAGAAGUAGCUAUAAAAAGACUUUCGACUAGUUCAGGACAAGGCCUAUUGGAAUUCAAGAAUGAAAUUCUAUUGAUUGCAAAACUUCAACAUACUAACCUUGUUAGGCUUCUAGGAUACUGUACUCAACGCGAAGAACGGAUUAUAGUUUAUGAUUACAUGCACAACAAAAGCCUAGACUUCUUCCUCUUUGAUAUUAACAAAAAGGAGCUACUAAAUUGGGACACACGAUUCAGAAUCAUCGAAGGGAUUGCUCAGGGUAUACUGUAUCUGCAUAAAUAUUCAAGGUUGAAAGUGAUUCAUAGAGAUUUAAAAGCAAGCAACAUCUUACUUGACGCGGAAAUGAAUCCAAAGAUAUCAGACUUUGGCAUGGCGAGGAUAUUUGGAACACAAGAAUCUGAAGCAAACACGAAAAGAAUUGUUGGAACACAUGGCUAUAUGUCUCCAGAGUAUGCCUUGAGAGGCAUUGUUUCAACGAAAACGGAUGUAUUCAGCUUUGGAGUUUUACUGUUAGAAAUUGUUAGUGGCAAGAAAAACAACAGCUGCUAUGAUUCCGAACAUCCAUUAAACCUUAUAGGACUGGCAUGGGAAUUGUGGAGAGAAGAGAGAGCUUUGGAGCUAAUAGAUGCAACACUAAUUGAAUCAUGCUCGCGCGAUGAAGUAAUGAGAUGCAUUCAUGUGGGACUCCUUUGUGUGCAAGAUUAUGCAAAAGAUAGGCCUUCAAUGUCAAAUGUUGUUUCAAUGCUUAUGAAUGAUACAAAACAACCACCACCACCACCAGAACGACCAGGGUUUUUCAUCGAGAGAGGGGAUCAACAUGCAGAGAUCUCCGAAGAAGUAGUCAGAUACUCGAUAAACGGGCUAUCAAUAUCAGAGUUGAGAGCAAGAUAA